AUGGGGACAGUGCCGUGGAAGCCGUGCCGAUGCACGCGCUGGAGUCGGUCCGCCCGGUCGAUCCAUCCGGUCGAUCGGGUCGACGCCGUCGUUGUGCCACCGCCGACUCGACUACUCGCCCCCCAACUUUGGUGCUGGCGACGGCGCGGCACGGGGUCGGACAGGCGGCGGCGGGCCGAGGCACGAACGAAGCGGAAGGAGAGUGUUGAGCAGUAG
Molecule: messenger RNA, 216 nt
Organism: Sporothrix brasiliensis 5110
Lineage: Eukaryota; Fungi; Ascomycota; Sordariomycetes; Ophiostomatales; Ophiostomataceae
Exons: 1
Coding region: 1-216 (71 amino acids)
Source: RefSeq, a predicted model, not a curated record